GGCGCGGCUCAGGCCACGCCCACCCGCUGUGCGGCGGUGGGCACUUUGUGAGUUUGGGGAUUAUUGCGUCCCGCAAGCGGACUCAGAAGGGACUUCCCUGCUCGGCAGGCUCCCAGUUUCUCGGCUCACCUCCGGAUAAAUUGCGGCGUCUUUCGCGACGCGCAUGGCUCCUCCCAGCCGCCGCGAGUGUCCCUUUCCUUCCCGGCGUUUUCCUGGGUUAUUUCUGGCGGCCCUGGCGUUGCUGCUGUCCUCCCGCUCUGAUGCAUGUGGGCCGCCACCAACAUUUGUAGCUAUGGAGCUCACUAGCAGACCAAAACCCUAUUAUAAGGUUGGGGAACAAGUGGAAUAUGACUGUAAGAAAGGAUACCACCACUUUGCUCCUUUCCUCACCCAUACUGUUUGUGAUCGGAAUCACACAUGGCUACCGAUCUCAGAUGCGCCCUGUGUUAAAAAAGUGUGUCACUAUAUACCUAAUCCUGCACAUGGCCAAGCAAUCCUUGCAAAUGGGACUUACUCAUUUGGAAAUCAGCUGCACUUCAUUUGUAAUGACGGCUAUUAUUUAAUUGGUAAAGCAAUUCUAUAUUGUGAACUUAAAGGAUCUGAUGCAGUUUGGAGUGGUAGGCCCCCAAUAUGUCAAAAGAUUUUGUGUAAACCACCUCCAACAAUAAAAAAUGGAAAACACACCUUUAGUGAGGUAGACGUAUUUGAGUAUCUUGAUGCAGUAACUUAUAGUUGUGAUCCUGCGCCUGGACCAGAUCCAUUUUCACUUGUUGGAGAGAGCACGAUUUACUGUCGUGACAGUUUAGGAUGGAGUGGUGAUCCUCCAGAGUGUAAAGUGGUCAAAUGUCGAUUUCCAGUAAUCGAAAAUGGAAGACAGACAGCAGGAUUUGGAAAAAAAUUUUACUACAACGCAGCAGUUAUGUUUGAAUGUUAUGAGGGUUUUCACAUCAUUGGCAGUGACACAAUUGUCUGUAACAGUAACAGCACUUGGGAUCCCCCAGUUCCAAAGUGUGUUAAAGAGCUGCCUCCUUCCAGUACAAAACCUCCAACCUUGAGUCACUCAGUGUCAACUUCUCUCGCUACAACAUCUCUAACUUCCAGUGUCUCAGGUCCUAGGCCUACGUACAAGCCUCCAGUUUCACGUUAUCCAGGAUAUCCCAAUCCUGAUGAAGGAAUGCUUGAUGGUUUAGAUGAAUGGGCCAUUGCUCUGAUUGUUAUUGCUAUACUUGUUGGAGUUGCAAUAAUUUCUGUUGGCCUGCACAGAUAUCUUCAAAGAAGGAAGAAGAAAGGCACAUACCUAACUGGUGAAACCCACAGAGAAGUAAAUUUUACUUCUCUCUGAGAAGAAGAGAUGAGAGAAAGGGUUGCUUUUAUCAUUAAAAGGAAACCAGAUGAUACAGCUGAAUAUGCCACUUACCACAGUAAAUCAGCCACUUUGGCAGAGCAGAAAAGCUGAAUGGAUCCCACGACUUGGUUGGCCAGUUCAUCCUUUGAUUCUAUUAAAAUCUGUUCAUAUCCAGUAGUUACUCUCUAGUUUCACUCUCAUGAGUGCAACUGCAGCUUACCUAACAUUCCAUUGUGGCUUGAAUGUAGCUUUGAUGGUUCUUUGAAACUUGUUAUCAAUUUGGGUAUGAACAUAUUGCCUGUUUUCCUUUAAAUAACACUCAGAUUUAUUGGACCAGUCGGCACAGCAUGCCUGGUUGUAUUAAAGUGGGGGAAGUGCUUUAUUUUAUAAAAUUGGCAAAAUUAGAGAAAUAUAGUUCAAAAUGAAAUUAUAUUUUCUUUGUAAAGAAA
Saimiri boliviensis boliviensis (Bolivian squirrel monkey) is the source of this 1794-nucleotide messenger RNA. It is a transcript of the gene CD46, whose product is annotated as CD46 molecule. Gene Ontology annotation, cellular component: cell surface. The record is from RefSeq and is a predicted model, not a curated record. Lineage: Eukaryota; Metazoa; Chordata; Mammalia; Primates; Cebidae.